AUGUUCGUGACCAUUUCUCUCGAAGAUUCAAUUUGUGCCCGGUGGUGGUUGACCGUGUGGCAGUUCGACGAGAUCAAGACCCCAGACGGCUUCGCAGAGAUGAUACCACCGUACAAGGGGUUUGUGUUCAAUGACUUCUAUGCCUUCAAACCAUCGCACUCCAGCUUGGAAGGCAUCAUUUCCGCCAAUGACCUGAAUUGCGCUGUUUCCAAACCGAAUGCAUUGUACGGAGCUGCAAGGGCCCGUCUAUCGAAUAGUCAACAGGGCUCCAUGAACUUACUGGACCAACGGCCCUCUAUUUACCUCUACAAUUCAACCGAGACCUUCACUCUCCACGCGCUGAAGAUAAAACCGCUCGACAUGCCGGUCGGCUCUGUGGCCAUCAGUCUUCAAGGUUUUCGUCUGAAUGAAGAUAGCACUUUCUCCUGGAGUGUCGACUUCCCUGCUGGCUUUCAUGAUGUUCUAAAUGUUCAAGUGGAAAAAUUCACUGGGAAGACUUGGGAGGGCUUGACAAGGCUGGAGAUGUGGGCUGAGUUCCACUUCCAGAACAUCAAAUGGAAAGACUGGGAGUUCUGCGUCGACGAUAUUGACCUUGAAAUCGGGUAG
This is a messenger RNA of Fonsecaea nubica, 606 nucleotides long. RefSeq lists its product as hypothetical. Lineage: Eukaryota; Fungi; Ascomycota; Eurotiomycetes; Chaetothyriales; Herpotrichiellaceae. The transcript has a single exon. Bases 1 to 606 code for a protein of 201 amino acids. The record is from RefSeq and is a predicted model, not a curated record.